Labeo rohita (rohu) is the source of this 2251-nucleotide messenger RNA. It is a transcript of the gene slc25a44a, whose product is annotated as solute carrier family 25 member 44a. The transcript is spliced from 4 exons. Gene Ontology annotation, cellular component: mitochondrion. Gene Ontology annotation, biological process: transmembrane transport; branched-chain amino acid catabolic process. NCBI's taxonomy places the organism in Eukaryota, Metazoa, Chordata, Actinopteri, Cypriniformes, Cyprinidae. Gene Ontology annotation, molecular function: branched-chain amino acid transmembrane transporter activity. The record is from RefSeq and is a predicted model, not a curated record. The coding region runs from base 230 to 1186 and encodes 318 amino acids.
GCGCUCGGCUCGAUCGGCAUGACUUUCUAUCAGGAGCUGCAGGCCACGAAUCGAUCAGGCAAUGUGUUUUUUAUAGCCAUAAUAUGGGACUUCUCUCAUGACAAGACCACGCAGCUUCGCUUGAGCCCGCUGGAUGGAGAAACAGCAAAUAUGGCGAGCUAACCGGGUUGUGCGGGAGCGGAAGGAGUGUGUGUGCGUAUGAUUUUUGUGUGUGAGGUCAUUGCACGCUAUGAUGCAGCAGAAGCGCAACAUUCAGAUCAUCGAAUGGGAGGAUCUGGACAAGAGGAAGUUCUACUCGCUGGGCGUCUUUAUGACCAUGACCACACGGGCCGUCGUGUACCCCUUCACCCUGAUCCGCACCAGACUGCAGGUCCAGAAGGGGAAAUCGCUCUAUAACGGCACCUUUGACGCCUUCUUUAAGAUUCUGAAGGCCGAGGGGGCUCGAGGCCUUUAUCGAGGGUUCAUGGUCAACACGUUCACGCUGAUCUCAGGUCAGGCGUACAUCACUACCUAUGAGUUGGUACGAAAAUACGUGUCCUGUUACUCGUCCAAUAACACGGUCAAGUCUCUGGUGGCUGGCGGCGCAGCUUCACUGGUGGCGCAAAGCAUCACGGUACCCAUCGACGUGGUGUCCCAGCAGCUGAUGGUGCAGGGUCACGGGUGUCAGCUCACACGCUUCAAACUCAAGCCCAAGAUGGUGAUGGCCACGUCCAAACAAAAACUGACAUUUGGCCAGACCAGAGACAUUGUGGUUCAGAUUUUUCACGUGGAUGGAUUUCGGGGCUUUUAUCGGGGAUAUGUGGCAUCGCUACUCACCUACAUACCCAACAGCGCUGUCUGGUGGCCAUUUUAUCACUUUUAUGGAGAGCAGCUCUCCAGACUGGCUCCAGCGGACUGUCCUCACCUCCUCCUCCAGGCCGUUGCGGGACCGAUGGCUGCAGCUACCGCCUCCACCCUCACCAACCCCAUGGACGUGAUCCGAGCCCGAGUACAGGUUGAAGGUCGCUCCUCUAUAAUAGAGACGUUUAGGCAGCUCCUGGCUGAAGAGGGCGUGUGGGGUCUCACUAAGGGUCUGUCGGCACGCAUCAUUUCUUCUACGCCCACUUCGGUCAUGAUCGUCAUCGGUUACGAGACACUAAAGAGACUCAGUCUGCGGCCUGAACUGGUGGACAGCAGACACUGGUGAAACACACAUACCUCAGCCUUUUAAACAGAUGCCUUUUAUUAUUUUCACAUUUUAUGAGGACCAGGCAAUAAUUGGCACUCAGAUGUGAAGCUAUAUUUCCUUUCUCCCUUUUGGUGGAUUUUGUAUAUUUUGUAACCUGUGAAAUCAGUUGUGUGCGUCCGGCCCAAGCCAGUAUUUUGUAAUGAGACAUCAUGGAACUCCUUAUUUGCCGUCGCUGAAGUGAAAUCAUUUUGAAAUUGUGAAUUUGACUCAUGCAGUGCUCUUCACUUCAUCUGACAGGAAGUGAGAACAUCACAUCUGUUACAUGGUAGGAAUAAUCAGAACACAAAUGGCUUUUUACACUUGAAACCCUGGGUUGUUUUAGUCAGGUUUGUGCAUUUUUAAACUAGGUUAACAUUAUUUGCAUGUUAUUUACAAGGUUAUUAACAGUGUUGUGCUGUUAUUUAUUUAGUUUGUAUAGUUAGAAACAUACUAAAUGAAUAAUAUUGUCAAUUUUAUUGGACCAGUUUACAUAUUUACAGCGACAGUUUGAGUUAAAUGUUCCCUCAGACACUUGAAUAAAGUGUAAAAGUAUCAAAUAUCAUGUCACUGUGCUCAUGAAUAUUUAAUGAGGCAAGAAUUGACUAAACAUGUACCUGAGAUUUCCAUAGUCAUGAAAAAUCUGGAAAUAUUAGUGCAUUUUUAUUUUGAAAUUCAUACCUGGAAAAUUUACACAAAUGUUUAUAGUAAAUACAAAUGUACUACUUAUAUACUAAGCUCAGGUCUUAAAUAUUUAAUAGGCCUGAAACUGUUUUUCAAGUGUAGCUACUGUGCAAUUAUUGUUUGAAUCCUUAUGCAUUGAUCAAAAGAAAUUAUUAAAUCAUGUAAGUUAAUUUUAAAGGUGGCCUUUAUCCAGGGUUAAACACUGUGUGAAAAGUCUUGUGAGAAAAGUUAGAAAGCAUCACGUUCUCUUGAAAUAUUUCAGCCUGAAUCUUCUUUGGACUGUCAUAUUUUCUGUUUUUAUCAUGCCUUGUUUCUAACCUUCAGAAAAAACUGUUUUGGGGCCAAAGCUUUUAAAUGAGUUUA